This is a messenger RNA of Candoia aspera, 2333 nucleotides long. RefSeq names its product small ubiquitin like modifier 1 (gene SUMO1). The record is from RefSeq and is a predicted model, not a curated record. Lineage: Eukaryota; Metazoa; Chordata; Lepidosauria; Squamata; Candoiidae. Gene Ontology annotation, cellular component: nucleus; PML body. Gene Ontology annotation, biological process: protein sumoylation. The coding region runs from base 133 to 438 and encodes 101 amino acids. Gene Ontology annotation, molecular function: protein tag activity; ubiquitin-like protein ligase binding. The transcript is spliced from 5 exons.
CAGGCGCAGAGGAAAUCCCGCCCGCGCCCGGCCUGUGUGUUGUGCUCUCCGUGUUGGCGACACCGAGAGCGAGGUUGGCUAGGCGCUUCUCCGGGCGGUGGCGGAGGGGCCGGCUGCGUCUGCGAGGGAGACAUGUCGGACCAGGAAGCCAAACCUUCAGCAGAGGAUUUGGGUGAUAAAAAAGAAGGAGAAUACAUUAAACUCAAAGUCAUUGGGCAAGACAGCAGUGAGAUUCACUUCAAGGUGAAAAUGACAACGCAUCUAAAGAAACUUAAAGAAUCAUACUGUCAGAGACAGGGAGUUCCAAUGAAUUCACUCAGGUUCCUCUUUGAGGGUCAGAGAAUUACUGAUAAUCAUACUCCAAAAGAGCUUGGAAUGGAAGAAGAAGAUGUGAUUGAAGUUUAUCAGGAACAGACAGGAGGCCAUUCAACAAUUUAGAAUGUUUGCUUUUUCCCCUUUAUCCUUUUUUAUUUUUAAAUAAUAGUUCUUUUGUAAUGUGGUAUAUAACACUGAAUUAAAUCCAAUAUCCCAUUCCUAUGUUUGAAAUAUUAUUUCCAGUUGUCUGUUUUGAAUUCUUGUGCUCAUUAUACAGGGUCAUUGUGUCAGACUCUUGUGAUCCUACUGCAGUUGUACUUCCCAAUUUUUCCCGUUUCCUCUUUAGAAAUGCAACUGUCUACACAUGCGGUUGUGUGUUGGCAAGGCUCGCAUAUUCAAGCCUGUUGACAAAUUUGCCGGUGGGCAGAGAUUCGUAAUACUCAUAUUGGCCUGAAAUUUAGGUGUGUGACUUUUAUUUGUGAAUUUUAAGGUAAAAAGAUACAAAAGCUUUUUGAAAUCUAAGAUUAAGAAGAGUUUUCUGUAGAUUUUACUGGGAAGUAUCCAGAUACUGAUGGCAAAAAUGUAGUUUCUUUAUGGUAAUAAUAUCUUUGAAAUGGCUUCACUGAAGAUAACAUGGAAUUUGUUAGGAUUUUUGUCAACAAAAGAUCCUAGGAUAGUUCUGAUUUUUAGUAAUUAAUGUACACCUUCAUGCAACAAGACUUAUGGUUUUUAUGUUGUACCUGUUCACCUGGAAUGUGGUUUUUCAAUGGACAUAGAUUGUAUUGGCUUCCCUUUAAAUAAAUAAGAGGAAACAAAUUCAUAAACCUCUGCAUUUUCUUUUAAGACAUGAAUCUGGAAGAUUAUUUGAAAAACUGGUGAAUAUUUAAAGAACAGUAGUUUCAUAUCAAUACAUGAGGGUGUUAUACAGGAAAAAAUGUUAAUUUGAUUCACUGUUGAGAAUUAGCACUUUCCCUGCUGCUUGCUCAGUUUAUAAGUAGAAAUCAAGAAUUUAUCUUUCACUGGGAGUUGUAUUUUGUAUAUGCAACGUGUGAACUCUGAAAAUUCAUGUUAAAUAAAAAAAGUAUGGCGGAAAUGAAAAUGCUACCCAAAACAUCCUUCUUUAGGUGUUUAAAAAACAGGGAUGUACCAAGUCCUCAGUUUCAGAGAAUCACAGAAAAUAUUGGGACUCAGAUUAGUUAUGAAUAACCUAACCUAUUGAUUUCAAUGCAUUUGACCCUAAUUUGUAAUCUGUGUUGGGUCAAUAUGCCUUGGAAAUCCUAGGUAUUCUGCAGACUUAAGUGUGUCCUGUAUUUCAUUGAAAUAAAUUGUGUGUGCACAGUUAGUGUGAUGAAGAUAUGUUGAAAAAGCAUCGACCUAAGAUCAAGAUCCUCAACUUUUGGAAUCCACAGCUUUUCCUUUUCGCUUUAGUAGGUUCAGGAUUGAAGACCUUGCAUUAAAUCCCAUUUGUCUGUAUAGAGAAGUAAACUGAUUUUCAAACUGCUCACAUUGGCAUUCUUGAGAGUGUAGGUACCUCUAAAAAUAAGUUAAUUCUGUUUGAAAAUAAGUUAUUCAUUAAUCUUUGAAGGUUAUGUGAAAUAGUAUUCUAAAAUGAGGGCUGAUCAACAAAACCUUUGUUUCCUUACGUGAUUGUCAAAUUCAGAAUUUCCUACCUUCAUAUCCCUUAGUUGAUUGCAGAACUGUCAUAGAAAACCUGUUAAUGCUAGGAAGGUUCUUUAGCUCAGGUUUGCAGUGUUGAUGGCAGAACUAGAAACAUACUGCUCUACCUCGGGUUUAUUUUUGUUGCCGGGGGAAUGGGAAAAGGUCGAAAAUUAAGACUGCAAUGUUCUUAAGUAUACUUUAACAAACCAUUUAAUUGUAUUUACUUUUCGGGCACUUACUGUAAAGUGUUAAAUGGAUCUUCUCCAAUGCUUGUAGUUUCCAUGUCCCACUUCUGAUGCCUUUUUUGUACGCAUGCUGAACUUUUUUUAAAAAUUAAAACUUGUUUUCAAAAAUCAAAA